Armigeres subalbatus is the source of this 1263-nucleotide messenger RNA. RefSeq lists its product as uncharacterized. The coding region runs from base 28 to 1173 and encodes 381 amino acids. The record is from RefSeq and is a predicted model, not a curated record. The transcript is spliced from 4 exons. Lineage: Eukaryota; Metazoa; Arthropoda; Insecta; Diptera; Culicidae.
CGCGAGCAGUAUGCAGUUCCCGAAAGAAUGCAGUUCGACGAGCAGCGCGGUCUCGCAGCUCCCAACUGGAUGAACGAUCGCUUUCUUCAGGAGGUGAUUCGCAAAGCCAAAAACGACGGUUCGAUCGCGCUGUGCCACGACUGCAAAGUUCGACCAGGUGGCCGGGAUGGAGUGCAACACGCGAGCAACCUCUUCCGCACCACCGUUCACUAUCGGUCCAAGCACGCACCGCACCAGGAGCACGCCACUGAUUUGAUAGUGAAAAUGGACCGCGGGUUUGGAAGUGAUGUGCAGUUUGUGAAGGAGAUUCGCAUGUACAGGGAGGUUCUGCCGGCUAUGGAGCAAGUGUUGAAAACUGCUGGAGGAAGUUUGAGUGUGCCAAGGUACUUCUAUUCCUCCAAUGAACCAAGGAAAUUUAUCGUGAUGGAGGAUUUGUUUCCAUCUGGGUGGAUUCAGAAGGGAGAAAUAAAUUCCAUCGAAGAUGCAACAUUGUGUGUAAAAGCAAUUGCUAAAUUCCACGCUGCAUCGUACAUUCUCAGCAAAAAGAACCACAAUCUUGUUUCCAGCUGCACCAGAAUGGACAUGGACAUUCAUAAAAUGGUAUCCACCAUCGGCUCCCUAGCUGAGAUGCUCCGUGCUCGACCAGGUAGCAGCCAGAUUGGCGUUAAACUCCAUUCCAUGAAACCCCGGUUCCAGAGCAAACUCAAACAGAUAUACAACCCAAAUAAUCAGCCCCAUUCCAUCUCUGUCCUAAACCAUGGCGAACUCAAUGUGACCAAUCUGUGGUACCGGGUGCAUCCCGACAGCGAGGUGGCGAUGAUUGACUUCCAGAACUGUCACUGGGGAACACCGGCCAUCGAUUUGCUGUGCCUAUUUGAUUUGGUUCUGGAUCGAAGUUUGAGAAGAGCGCAGAGUGAUCGCUUGGUUCGCGUAUAUUACGAAUGGUUCAUGAGUUAUCUCGGUCAAACGGGGCACAUGGCAUCGCCUUUUACUCUACAGGAGCUUGUUAAGGAGUUGCGAAAUUGGGCAGUACUGGAGUUGCUGCACUUGGCCCAAAGGAAUCAACUAAGAAACAGUGGUCCUACAAGCGUGAAUUCCAUCGAUGGAGAAACUACUGAUACUGAAAUUGAACAAGAUUUAAGUGAGCUUAUGCGUAGAGGAAUUUUUGAUUAAAGUUUUUUUCAUCCACGGAAAUAAAAUUAUAUGAUACAUGCACACAAGUGAGAACUUGUUAAAAAAAUGUUUUGACGUUUCUCUUUGUUG